CUCGAUCCCACAUUAUGAUUUGUUAAUGAAUAUACUAUGCAUGGGAGUUCUCUCUUCCAAGGUUGAAGACUUUAACCUUAGUGUUCAAGGUGAGUGGGAACUCAUAAUAAAAACCCAGUUGGCUGUUCUCUCUUUUUGUUACGCCGACAAAUUACAGUUAUGGCUGAAGAAGAAGCAAAGACUCAUGAUCACUUGUCUUGUCUCAAUGACCUUUCCUGCAACGAAGAUAACAUGAGUGCUAUUGAACAGCCACUGAUUAAUAAUCAUUGGCCACAGUGUUUAGUGGAACUGGAUGAGCAGCUUGACAAUCAAUAUUGUUGGCUACAUAUUCUGUUAUCUAAGGAAAACGAGACCCAUACCAAGCUCUCUACCUGCUUUCUAAAAGCCGAUAUGUCUCUCAUCGUCAUUUCAGCUCGUCAAGAGGCCGUAAAGUGGAUUUUGGCUGUCAAUUCUUACCAUGAUUUCUCUGCCUUCACUGCAGUUUUGUCAGUCAACUAUCUUGAUCAAUUUCUACUCAGUUUUCAGUUAAGGAGUGACAUGCCCAUGAAGCCUUGGAUGGUGCAGUUAGCUGCUGUAGCUUGUCUUUCUUUAGCAGCUAAAGUUGUGGAGAUCCACGUUCCUCUUCUCUUUGAUCUCCAAGUUGAGAAAUCGGAAUAUUUGUUUAGGCCAAAGUCAAUCCAAAAAAUGGAACUGUUGGUGCUCUCGCUGCUAGAUUGGAAGAUGAACCCAGCCAUCCCACUUUCUUUCAUGAACCACAUUAUCAAAAUGGUUCCCUUGGGAGAUCACCAGCAUUUGGAGUUCUCUGCAUUAUUUAAUCAUCGUGUUCUUUCUCUGCUCAGUGAUUUUAAACUAGUGCAUUAUCGGCCAUCUGUAAUUUCUGCAGCCGUAACACUUCAUGUGAUGAAGCAUAUGGAUGUUGGAGGUGCGAAUUUGGAUUCCUGCAUGAAUGAACUCUGUGGUACUCUUCAGUUCAACAAAGAGAAACUCGAGGCAUGUUAUCAACUCAUCCGGACUUCUUUAGCCAAUGGCAAUAACUACUAAAUCCUUUUUCCUUUCAUUUUUUUCAUAGAUGUGGUCGACUCCAUAUAAUACAACAUAUCAGAUGUAUCUCUUCUAGUCUUUCCAUAGAAAACCGAUAAAAUUGAACGGUAUAGAGAAGAUUA
Quercus lobata is the source of this 1163-nucleotide messenger RNA. RefSeq names its product cyclin-D3-2-like. The transcript is spliced from 2 exons. Lineage: Eukaryota; Viridiplantae; Streptophyta; Magnoliopsida; Fagales; Fagaceae. The coding region runs from base 160 to 1041 and encodes 293 amino acids. The record is from RefSeq and is a predicted model, not a curated record.